This is a messenger RNA of Miscanthus lutarioriparius, 729 nucleotides long. The record is from the annotation of a GenBank genome assembly. Lineage: Eukaryota; Viridiplantae; Streptophyta; Magnoliopsida; Poales; Poaceae.
AUGGCGCGUCGUCGCGGCCGCGUGGAGGUGCGGCGGAUCGAGGACCGGGUGAGCCGGCAGGUGCGCUUCUCCAAGCGCCGCUCGGGACUCUUCAAGAAGGCCUUCGAGCUCUCCCUCCUCUGCGACGCCGAGGUCGCGCUCCUCGUCUUCUCCCCCGCCGGCAAGCUCUACGAGUACGCCUCCGCCAGCAUAGAGGAUACAUAUAACCGCUAUCAGCAAUUUUCUGGAGAAGGAAGGAAUAUGAAUGACGAUCGAAAUAAAAACAAUAACAAGGAUGAAGCUUCUUCAGAUUUGCAGUUGAUGCUGAGCGAGAUUGCAGCCUGGUCUCCCCAGAGCAAUGCUGACGAAUCAGAUGUCAAUGAGCUGGAGAAGCUGGAAAAUCUUCUGAGAAAUGCUUUGAAGGAUACGAGAUCCAGGAAGUGCUAUGCUAAUUCCUACUUUGGUAUGGUGAUCAGAUGCAGAUGCUGGAGAAACAAAACAGUGGAGCGAGUACAAGCGGCCUGCAAAGCGAGGGCGCUACAAGUCAGGAGCAAGGAACGGCGGCCAAGAGAAAGCCAAUUAUUAAUUCCUACUCACCAUCACACAUUAGCUCAACCGCAACUCUUAUGGUGGGAGCAAGCAAGCGAUCUAGCAAAGGAGUUUGAAAGAGAAAAGGCAAAAGGGUUGAGCGUCAAGAAGGGAAUGUUAGAACUGGUUAUAGCUUUCAUGAAUCCAUUGGGCUUUUAUUAG